AGAAUCUACACCACUAAAAAUGACGAUAAACUACCACAAAGAGAUUAUGACAUCCCAUCCGUGGACCUUUUUCCUGCUACUAUUCAAAUGGAAGGGCUCAAUUUGGAAGGCUGUUUACAUGGAGACUAUCAUCUUUUUGAUUUGUUAUGGAAUAAUAUCAGUUAUUUAUAAAACCGCAAUGGGCGAAUCCAGUCAACGUACUUUCGAAUCGUUGGUAAGGUACUUUGACAAACGGCUGUCGUAUAUUCCACUGGAAUUUGUCCUUGGAUUUUUUGUGACUACGGUAGUCAAUCGAUGGACAAAGUUGUACCAAACGAUUGGAUUCAUUGAUAAUGUUGGUCUGAUGGCGAAUUGCUACAUUCGCGGCGCAACCGAGAAGGCUAGAAUCUAUCGACGAAACAUCAUGAGAUACUGCGAGCUCGUUCAAAUUCUCGUUUUCCGAGAUAUGAGCAUGAGAACUCGCCGGAGAUUCCCAACAAUGGAGACAGUUGUAGCCGCUGGAUUCAUGAACAAACAUGAACUUGAACUUUACAACAGUUAUGAUACGAAAUACAACAGCAAGUUGGGCACCAAAUAUUGGAUUCCGGCGAACUGGGCGCUUUGCAUGACUUACAAAGCACGUAAAGAUGGAUACAUCGAGAGUGACUAUUUCAAAGCUCAAAUGGAAGGAGAAAUCAGAACAUGGAGAACAAAUAUCGAAUGGGUGUGUAAUUAUGAUUGGGUACCAUUACCUCUGAUGUAUCCACAACUUGUAUGCCUCGCUGUCAAUUUGUACUUUUUGGUGUCAAUUAUUGCUAGACAACUUGUCAUUGAGAAGCAUAAGAUGGUUGAUGAAGUUGAUGUCUAUUUCCCUGUUAUGACUUUUCUCCAGUUCAUUUUCUAUAUGGGAUGGCUCAAGGUAAUCGAUGUUAUGCUGAAUCCAUUUGGAGAAGAUGACGAUGACUUUGAGACCAAUGCGUUAAUUGAUAGGAAUAUAACGAUGGGUCUGAUGAUUGCUGACAACCCAAUGAGUACACCAGAACUUCGGAAGGAUCCAUUCUACGAUGAAGUAGAUGUUCCACUGCUAUACUCGGAAGAAUCAUCUAACAUUCCAAAUCAUCAUUAUCACGGUUCAGUGUCCGAAGUGAGAUUGGAACAGAAAGGAAACGCGCCUGUAAUGAUGAUGCCUCACUCUCAGUCCGCAGCUAAUUUGCGACGAAUGAUGUCGUUCAAGUCGGUGGAUGAGGAUGAAAAGGAUAUCAACGCGUUCUCAAUGUCUCACGACGAUGCUAGAAUGAGGAACUGGCGUGAAGUUAGCCUUGAUUCGAGCUUUUUAGCAGAUCUCAAUGAGAAUAAAGAGUGGAAGAUACCGACGAAUCCGCAGAAAUUUUAGCGGAACUCCAACUAAUUUUAAUUAAUUGCUAUUACUUUUGAUAUGGGUAGAUGAUUUUCUAUUAACUAACUAACUUUGCUUUGUAUAAUAAAUGUGAAUAAAUAUCUCAAGUUUA
Molecule: messenger RNA, 1487 nt
Organism: Caenorhabditis elegans
Lineage: Eukaryota; Metazoa; Nematoda; Chromadorea; Rhabditida; Rhabditidae
Gene: best-1
Product: Bestrophin homolog 1
Exons: 4
Coding region: 20-1372 (450 amino acids)
Biological process (GO): bicarbonate transport; transmembrane transport
Cellular component (GO): presynapse; plasma membrane
Molecular function (GO): chloride channel activity
Source: RefSeq, marked reviewed